UGAAAUCGGUUUACGUUACUUUAUGCACAUAACAAUGCCCAGCAGUGUAGGAUAUCGGCAGUGUUGUGGCUUUCAGCGUCAAACGAGGACGCUCAAUACAUAGUCUGCCUGACAUUAUGUAAAACGGUUAGCAGACGGUAUCCCCCACCAGAGGAAGAUGAGGCACCGGCAAGGUAAAACGGUUGAGCAUAAAUACCAUGGAGGUAAAGAAAAUGGGGCAAAUUCGAACAGCAGAAACAAGAAAUUGAAACAACACAAUAUUUCUGAAGAGGAAAACCAUUCGGAGGAAGAACAUAUAUUUCCAAAUUGGUCGCCAUGGAUACUUUAUGCCGCUACUUUGGUGAUGCGUGUAACUUAUAUAAACCGGAAAUCUAAUUGGUGGAUUUACCAUCCAGACGAGAUAUAUCAAUCUAUUGAAGUUGGAUUUUCUGAGGCAUCUGGUCAUGGUUUUCGAACCUACGAAUACCUCCCUCCGCCAACAAACGUAACCACUUCCGUGGAAGAACAGGAAGUUAAAAAUGGGAUGUUUAGUAUGCGUUCCUUCCUGUUCCCGCUCUUUUACACGCUUGUAUUCAAAAUGGCGGCCAUAGUGGGAUACGAAUAUAAUCCAUAUCUGUUGGGAAGACUCUUCCACGUCAUCAUUACAACACUACUUCCGGUGUCUGUGUUCAACUUUUCUCGGACUUUGUAUAAGAACCCGGAUGUGGCAUGGAUGGCCGCUAUAUUCGUUUCAUUUUCACAAAUUCUGACCGUGUUAGGUACUCAUACCCUGGUCAACAGUUUCCUUUCACCCUUUGUAUUUUAUGCCAUGUCUGUAGUUGUGGCGUCUAUGUUUGACCCUGGCCAACAACCUGUCGAGGAGACUCAAUACAGUCAGUAUUCAAACGGUGUAACAACAAAUGGCCAUAUACCAGACUUAUCAGGAAAUAAUGGAUCAGAGACAAAACUGAACAAGUCGCAUCAAAAUGGAUAUAAAAGCAUAACGAAUGGAACACACAAACUUGGUGAAAAUGGUAAAUAUCAAAAUGGGUUCUCUACUUCACCGUUAGGAAUUCUCAAAGAACAAUCUGCUGGUGAUAGACAAAAGACGGAAAUGUUUGGACAGCGCUCAUCACUUUCAAAACUGUUAGGAAGUGGAUUCGUCUUAGGCGUCGCGUGUUACAUCAGAACAGACAUUGCGUUAUUUGGUGUAGUGCUGGUCACCUUGUUUUCUAUAGAGAGUUUGUACCAAAACGUCUCCAAUGUAUGGAAAUUAUGGACAAGGUUUCUUCAUUCGGGGUGUGGAUUCAUUUUAGGUGUCUGCCUUGGAGGUUUCGUGGACAAACAGAUGUAUGGAACUUGGUUUUUGUCUCCUCUUCAGUGGUACCGCAUCAACAUCAGAACAAACCUCUCAAGUAUUUUGUUUGGUUCCAGCAGUUUUGAUGUUUACAUAGACGGGAUAUUUCUCCAGAGUACGUUUACUGGUUUGUUUUAUUCUGUGUCCGCCAUUGCUUUUUGUAUUUUAGCAACUACAAAGAAUAAAAGCAUAGAUCAAACAGAAAAAAGACACACAAUUGUACUGUGUGUUGCUAGCAUUAUACUUUUCUGUGCGUAUUCCAUGGUCGAACAUAAAGAAGUGAGGUUUCUCCACAACGUCAUCGUCCUCCUUUUGAUGACGUCAGCUUUUUCGUUGCACUUCGUCAUCAAUCAUAUGCUACAUUUGUCUCAUCGUAGGUCACAAUGUGUGUUUUAUUUAUUAAUCGUGUCUUACGUCAUCAAUACCUAUUUUACAUUUCCGUCCAUAAAUUAUAAUCCAAACACGUUAACAACCAAGAGGAUGAAGGAAUCAGCGGAAGUCAAUGCUUGCCUAGAAUUUAUUUCUCGUCAACCAAACGUCUCGGGAGUUUUCGUUGACUCGAGUCUAUAUCAAAUGGCGGGGCUUUCUAUCAUCAAGCACAAUGUGCCACUAGUCAUACUAAUUCAUAAUGAGUACCAUGAGUAUCCGAAUGCAACGUCAUCAUUCCUUAAACCAGGAAUUCGUGUUGUUAACAGGUUUUCCGACUUCAUCCACUCCUCCAAUAUUGUUUACGUAACCAAACAUCUUCUUCAAGGAAUGACAUACAGUUACAUAGUGACCAACCGUAUUCGGGAAUCCUCGUUCGGAAACAUUGGAUACAAAACAGUUUUUGCAUACGGAACACACUUGGUUCUUCAUAGAACAUUAACUAGUCAGGAAAGAGAGCUUCGCACGAAAAUAUGCCACGAGUUUAGCGGACGGCGAUAAUGCAACAGUAUUAGAAUACGAAGCUAGUUGGUUGUUUACUGCUGGUCUGUAUCUGAAGUCCAUCCAUCGCGCAGAGAGUGCUCUUCAAGUGAACGACCAACGAAUUCGACCAUUUCAAAUCAUUGGAUUGUCGUACGUCAGAUUGAACCAGUGGGUAGAUGCACGCAAGAUAGAACAGCGGUGUUUUAAUCGUCACGGGGAAGCAAAGUGUCGGGAACCACAAUCGAGAGUUGUUCUCCACGAGGAGUACAUACCAUUUGAUGAAGCAAACUCUCGCCAACAAUUGUAAUCGAGAGUACUAGUACUUCCAUUUGAUGAGACUAGGCCAAGUCUCUGAAGCUAUUAUAGUCGACAUUACUAGUACGUUCAUUUGAUGAGCAAUCUCUAAGCAACUGUUGUAGUGAUUUUUAUUUAUUUAUUUAUUUUCUUUAUAGCUUUAUUGUAUUCAUUCUUUUGUAACAAGCGACCGUUUAUAAUUUAUUGGUAUAUGGUGCUAAGUUCUUUAGAAUAAUAGAUCGUUCAGCACAGUAGAUCAAAAGAUAAAUGGCAUUCAGUCCAAAGUACGCAACUUCAAAAAGAUUACAAAAUAUCAAAAUAGAUGUCUACAGGAAUUGGCAAAUGAUGUUCUUUUGUCUUUAUGCUUAAUGUUGUUGGGGUUUUUUUUUUG
Pecten maximus is the source of this 2930-nucleotide messenger RNA. RefSeq lists its product as uncharacterized. Gene Ontology annotation, cellular component: endoplasmic reticulum membrane. The record is from RefSeq and is a predicted model, not a curated record. The transcript is spliced from 3 exons. Gene Ontology annotation, molecular function: mannosyltransferase activity. Lineage: Eukaryota; Metazoa; Mollusca; Bivalvia; Pectinida; Pectinidae. Bases 158 to 2263 code for a protein of 701 amino acids.